CAAAAAUAAAAAAGAAUGAAUAUGCUCAAACGGGAAACUGAAGCUGAGAGAGCACAGAUAGGAGGGGCGUAACAUCAACCAGCAAUUCUGAAGUAGUAACAGAUUAGUUUUCUGGGAUGCAGCAGGACGAAUGGCCCUCGCACUAAAAGGUUGCUGUCAGAUCUUCUUCAGAAGGGGUUAACAAGCAAAUGGUGACUGGCAACAAAGGGGCAGGGGUUAAACGGGGCAGGGGUUAAACGAGGUCGUAGUGGUGGGGCCAGGAUGGAGAGGCCGACUGGCUGAGACUCAAGGCGGGGCAGAUAGGUAGGCGCGGCACACUUCCUUCCCUAACAAUGUGACUAAGGUAGGUCAACGUCACAUCCGGUUUAGUGGGCGGGAGCGGGGAAAACAAAAGGAGACGAAGGACGCAUGCGUUUGGUGAGUCCCGGAUUCUGGUGGGUUCUUCCGCUCAGGCUGGGUGAAGCGCUUCCGGGUCGCCGCCGGCAGCAGCCUCCCGGCGCGAUGAAGACACUGAGGCUCAGAGAGGUUAAGUGACUCAGCCAAGAUCAAACAGCUAUCUAGGAGCCAUGUCCACUUUGUUCCCCUCACUCUUCCCUCGUGUGACUGAGACUCUGUGGUUUAAUCUGGAUCGACCCUGUGUGGAAGAGACAGAGCUGCAGCAGCAGGAACAGCAGCAUCAGGCCUGGCUCCAAAGCAUCGCAGAGAAAGACAACAACCUGGUUCCUAUUGGCAAGCCAGCCUCAGAGCACUAUGAUGACGAGGAAGAAGAGGAUGAUGAAGACGAUGAGGAUAGUGAAGAGGACUCAGAGGAUGAUGAGGAUAUGCAGGACAUGGACGAGAUGAAUGACUACAAUGAGUCACCGGAUGAUGGAGAGGUCAAUGAGGUGGACAUGGAAGGCAACGAACAGGAUCAGGACCAGUGGAUGAUCUAGGUAGACAAGGCAGGGUGGCCUCAGGGAGAUUCCAGGCCAGCCCAAACUACCCUGCAUCCCAACCCCCAACCCCUGCCCACAGAACCAGCUGAUGGCCCCAGUGCCUGAAAGUGCCCUUGGGCACCUCCUCAGCUGCUGCCAGGAUCUGGUCUCUUUGGCCCCUCCCAGGCCAUCAGUCUGCACUUGAAAUCCCCAGGGCCUGAGCCCCACUCCACCUUCCUGGCCAGUACCUCACCCCUUGAUUGCCAGGUCUGGUCUCUUUCUAAGUUUCUUUAAUAAAGACAAAGGAGUGAUUUUCCA
Messenger RNA from Pan troglodytes (chimpanzee), 1232 nucleotides. It is a transcript of the gene ANAPC15, whose product is annotated as anaphase promoting complex subunit 15. The record is from RefSeq and is a predicted model, not a curated record. Gene Ontology annotation, biological process: regulation of mitotic cell cycle spindle assembly checkpoint. The coding region runs from base 567 to 932 and encodes 121 amino acids. The transcript is spliced from 6 exons. Gene Ontology annotation, cellular component: anaphase-promoting complex. Lineage: Eukaryota; Metazoa; Chordata; Mammalia; Primates; Hominidae.